GAGUUUUGGAUUUGGUGGUGGGAAUUUCGACAUUACUAGGUCAGUUCGUGUUAUGCAAAAUGGUGCAAUCUAACCAUAGUAUCUUACCUAUUAUUUCUGCUUGUGAUGAGUCUUCUACAGAGCAAAAAGCGAAAAAAGAUCAUUUCCUUUCAUUGCGUAAUAUCUCUCACAUUUGUUUCAUAUCAGUGAUUGUUCUGAAGUUAUAUGGAGAGUAUUUCACUAGUACAUGAGACAUCUUGAAAAUCAGUUCUUAUAGAUAUUGUUUUGGCGUCAUGGGGAUACAUUACGGUCCUCUUCAUGAAUUCAGAGAUACAGACAAGUGAUUUCAAUACUUCCCAGUUAGCAUUAACCGGGACCCUAGAGGCAGUCUCGUAGCCCUCCUGGCAGUUUCGUGAACACAUAAUUUUCUUCGAAGUAGCCUAAAGUGCUUCGGGUGCCUCGAGGGUCCCCUGAUCUUAUGCUAACUGGGCUUGAGCUGUGCUUAUUUAAUACUGUUGUAGGUUUUUUCGAUCUCUCAUACCGGAAGAUUUGCAUUCCCUUAUCCGUCGUUUCACUCUCACAUCUAUGUUUAGUUCAAUACUCUUUAUGGAACCAGGGUUUUUAUAAUGUGUAAGCUUUUAUUUUUUCGACAGUAACGUUUACAGUUUCCUAUUGCAGCCUUCUAGCUCUGUAUCAAGUCUACCACUGAAUUUGUGGUAUAUUUUCAUCUCCGAUUGCUCUUUAAAACUGUUAUCGAUAUUUAUUAAAAGCGUAUCUUUGUUGUGCCUGUCUAAAACACUUGAUUGCUACUCUAUGGUAGGUUGGUUUAAUCUAUCCGUAUGAUAUUCCUGGUACUCUUUAUGGGUUGACAGUUCGAGAUAUUGAAUAUUUUAUCUUUUUCUUAUUUUCACGUUACCCAGUUUCAUUGGACACUGUUAGUCACGCAGGGUUUUUAGUUAUUCAAAACUCGGAAAUGCCAUUGGCUUCAGGGUUGCUUUAACUACAUCUCAAAUAUAUCGUAUUUGCAUAAACAACAUGAGGCUUAAUAUCUUCAUUACUGGACGAGUGUGUUGAUACCAUAAAGAACAGGGUAUUCGUAAAGUGAUACUUAAUAAGUCAAUGGCAUUCACAUUUAUGUGGGAUCAAUGGAUAUUUAUACGUCUCUACCCGUUAAAAACUUAUGAUAAUAAGCCGUCUGUGACUUUUUUUCGAAAGACCUGUUCGCCAAAUCCCCUUCAUUUGUCGGAUUAUGUAGCCUUAGUUCAUCCACCGUUGUACUUUUACCUUAUAAUUUGUGUCUUGAUGUGCUAAUAACCUAUUUGUGUAUAGACUUCGUCACUGCGUUAAAACGUAAGAACCUGUAGUUUUUUACAAAAAGUGAAGGUAGUAUCAUGUCAACUUGAAAAGAUAUGGUCUUCGUGAACUCAAUAUUGUUGUAUUAUCUUCUCUAUAGUAUCAAAAAAUCAAACAUACAGAACUCAGUAGAGAAAAUAUUUUCGAAAGAAUCAUAGAGUGGGUUUCAUUCUGUAGCUUAUCGACUCAGUACACUGCAUUACUCAUCUGAAAGCACCUCUGGUUUUCCCUUAACUUAGUACUACUCAGUCAAUGGUUCUACGACCUACAACUCUGUAAUCAACUUUUAGCUCGUAUUUACAUUAAACUACUUUCUGCGUAGAGUCUAGUUAUGGUUACUCACUGUGAAAUCUAAGUAAAGUGGGUUUUAGACUUAUUACCAACUGGUUACAACCAGAAUGGUCAAACUUCUAAGUCACCACUCUUUCCAAGUUAUUAGUGAGUAACGGCGCUGUUGCACAUCAUAAUUAAGUUCAUUUGGAAAGAGUUCUCAUUAAUAUCGGAUGGGAUGGCGAAGAUUUAUUGACUUUAAGAAACUUCAUGAGAGAAAAUUUUUAAAUGGCUUUAAAAACUUUUCCAUAGAGAAAGUGGACUAGAACUCUCGUUAUAGUAGUCAAUCUUAACCCGUAUGUUGGGGUAAUGGUUGUCAAUCUGACCGUAAUAUAUACUCUACAAACUACAGUUCCAUUGCUGUAAUGUGGUUAAAUAAUGGUCUCAGGUAAUCCAGAAUUGUUUAAUAAAUUCUUUCCUGCUACAUGUCAAUUAGUAAAGUAGUAAGAUUCAAGAACUUUUAUGACCUUAACUAAUGUAAUGCUUGUAGACGGAAUGUUGUUAUUGUGUGUUUUCUUCACUCUUAUACAACCAAUCGGCCUAGGUUGUGUUUCGACGGUCGUUUGAUUUCCAUAACUGAUUGAGUUAAGGUGUGUUAUUUAAAAAAAUUUCUAAGUCCUUAAUCCAGUGAAAUAAUUUGUCAGUUUAUGAUACAACUACUUGAUAUCAUUCAAGUUAUCUACAUAAAAUAGUACUGAUUUCUUGUGUGCUAGCAACGAUUAUUACAUACACUUCAAAAUUUGCACUAGCGGUAAACUUGACAGUAUUGACUUUCGUCAUUAAAACAGUCGGUCAAAAAACUUGACACGAAUAAAAAAGUAGCAUUUUAAAGUUUUCUAACCAAGCAUUUAGUGGUCUCUUCAUGGCGUUGAGGUCAUUCACACCCAAAUACAUUUUAUGACUAUAGAAUCAAGAUAGAGAUAAUUUUCGUUACUUCUUGUCAGUCUAAUAACCUUACUGUUAGAUAUAUGAGGUUUAGAGCACACAACAUCUUCCGCUAGCUGGUUGUUGUGUAAAUGCCCGUACGUUCUAGUCACUGCCUUCUCGUGGUGCGAAAUUGAGAGGGCGAAAAGCCGGCACUUUAUAUGAGUUGGUGGAUACGGAGGACCCACUUAGGGGAGUUAGAAAACUCUGAUUCCAAACCAAUGGUGUACAUGAGCUCCGGGAUCAUAAGGAAGCAAAUGGCGUACGAACCUAUUGUUGGUCACAGGCUACCAUGGGACUGCAUCUGCUUACGUUGCUCCACUGCCUUAUGGAUUAGACCUUUAGGUCUAAGGCUCGGGGUGUAGCCCCCUAAGAAAGCCACCUGCUUCAGUUUGGGCACCCGAGCAAUAAUCCAGCUCUUGCACAAAUUAAGUUAUUUGUGUGGCGCAUAUACAUGUGGUGACUCCUUGUACCAAUGUUUAUAUGCUUAUAUAAACAAAUAAACAUUCUAGUCAUGUUUGUCCAACUUUUCAUACAUUCUGGUAUCCAUUUUACGCCAUUUUCGUUUCAGGGUUCAUUACUCUGUUUUUUGGAAUAUAUAUUUUUAUUCCUAAGACACAUACCACCUGGGAUUCUGUGGAUAUAUUUCCUGGUAGAAUUAAAUUGGAAACUACAGGGCAUCUUAGCUGGGAGAAUAUUUGUAUGCUUAUUAUACUGUAUUUUAAAAGUUUGUAUUAUACUUUCAUUAUGUAAAGAGUUUAUGAAAUUUUCACGUUCGAUUAUAUGUACAAAACCAUAUACAGUUGAAAUGCAGGCGCCAUCGAAUGAAGUUUGUAAUAUGUGCCUUGAAUCUUAUACUCAUGUUGGCAUUUUGUCUUGUAAUCAUAAAUUUUGUGCUAAAUGCACAACACGUUGGUUUAAUACAUUUACUAAUUGCCCGUCAUGUAAUCCAGAAUGUGGUGAAAAUUCAAGAUGGCGGAGUGGAUCGAUGGAUUUAUUUAUUCAAUUUUAUUAAAACUCAGUGGUAUCCUUCUUUUGUGUAUUAGUUUACUAAUUUUCCUUGUCAGCUAUUCUUGUUAAAUGAUUAAGAAUAAUGUUCCAAAGACCUGUUUGUAUUUUUCUUCCUGUGUACUUAUUUAUUUGGAGUAGAAGAAUAAUUAAUUGUAAUUGGCUGUGAAAAAAGUUGUAUGUGUCUUGUCUAUUUUAUAAAAUUGUUGUAGAUGAUAACCUGUAAAUUAACUUUUAUUUUUUGGAAGAAAAAAUGAACCGAACAUUUUUUGUGUCCUGUUCGUCUAAUAAUUGUUGACAGUAUUAUCAAUUAUUUCCCGAUGUUCGUUUACAAAUUCCCUUUUAAAGUUGUUUUAUAACUUUUUUAUCAAUAAAUAAUUAGACCUUA
Messenger RNA from Schistosoma bovis, 3982 nucleotides. NCBI's taxonomy places the organism in Eukaryota, Metazoa, Platyhelminthes, Trematoda, Strigeidida, Schistosomatidae. The record is from the annotation of a GenBank genome assembly.